AUGUUCCCGAUGAAGAAGAUGAUCUACCAGAUUCAACCAGUCGCUAUGUUUGUCCAUGCCCUCCCAAACUCCAUGCAGGGGUACCAGUUGGCCGUGGGACCCUUCACUGAUGAAGAGGAGUGGGAGCUAGCGGAAUGGCUUCUGAAAAAUGUUGGUCAGAUGCAAGCUGAAGCAUUCCUCAACUUACCCAUUCUUCCCACUCAGACAGCAGGCUGGAUUUGCAAUAUAGUAACGGUCAAGAGAGAUAAAAUUGAUGCAGAUGGAAAAGUUGCUUGUGAAGAUCUCGAGUUGUGGCACCACGAUCCAAUCGAAUGUGUAAAGGAACUGAUGGGUAAUCCUGCAUUCUGCGAGCUUCUUGCCUAUGCUCCAGAGCAAGCAUUUGUGGAUGAGGAUGGCACAAAUCAAAUCUUCGAUCAGAUGUGGACUGGAGAGUGGUGGUGGGCAACACAGAAAAAGUUACCUAUCGGUGCAACUAUUGCUGCAUUGAUCCUGUCAUCAGACAAGAUGCAGCUGACUCAAUUCUGCAGAGACAAGAGUGCCUGGCCAGUCUAUCUCACACUUGGAAAUAUUGACAAAGCCAUCUGGCAUCAUCCAACGGCUCAUGCAACAGUGCUCAUUGGAUACCUUCCUGUUGCAAAACUUGAAUGCUUUGAUGCAAAGACAUGCUCCAUUGCAGGAUAUCGGCUCUUUCAUUACUGCAUGUCAUGCAUUCUGUCACCAAUUGUGAAGGCAGGUAAAGAUGGCGUUGAGAUCCUUUGUGCUGAUGGUCUUGUUCACCGUGUGCAUCCCUUGCUUGCUGCAUAUUGUCUGAUUGCAUGCUGCAAGGAGAGUUUUUGUCCACAAUGUCAUGUUGAACCCAAGGAUAGAGCUGUCUGGAACCCCUUCUGGAAAGACCUCCCCUUCUGCGAUAUAUUUACCUGCUUUACCCCUGACAUCCUUCAUCAGCUGCACAAGGGGGUCUUUAAAGACCAUCUCGUUGACUGGUGCAUGAAGAUUGUGUUGACACCUGAAAUCAAUGAGCGUGUGGUACAACCAGCAGUGCUGCAAAUGGCAGUCGCCAUCAUUGACUUCAUAUACUAUUCACGACUCCACAUCCACACAUCAGCAACUCUUGAUGCCCUCAGGAAAGCUCUCAAAAUCUUCCAUGAAAACAAAUCCAUCAUUAUCAAUGCUGGAGUUCAGGAACAUUUUAACAUACCAAAAAUCCACCAAAUGAGCCAUUAUUAUGCCUCCAUACAAUCUCAUGGUUUGCCUGAUGGAUACAAUACUGAAAACUCAGAGUGCUUGCAUAUCGAUUUCACCAAGGAGGCAUACUGUGCCAGCAACAAGCAAGACUAUGUUAAGCAGAUGACGACUUGGAUGGGAUGGCAAGAGGUGGCUGCUCGCUUUCGACAGACAAGAAAGCUGAGGUAUAUGAGCAUUGGUUUGGAGGAGGGAGAAUGUGAAGACUAUGGUGCAGAAGAUGGAGAUGAAGCUGUCACAAUGGUGAUGAGUGUGACAAUUGCGUACUCCAAAUUCAGAGUCGCUGUCAUGCCUGCUUUCUCUCAACUCACAAUUGCUGAUAUCGGAUCAUGUUUUCAUGCACCCCAGUUCCUCCAUGCCAUCCAAUGCUAUAUCAUUCACUGUUACCCACCACCUUGCAAGCUCACACUGCUAAACAUGACUGAUCACUUUGACCUUUACAAGAUCCUUACAAUUCCAAUACCUAAUCUUUCAACAGUCAGACAUUACCAUCAAGUUAGUCGCAUACGAGCAACUCCUGCUGUCCCAUCUGGUCCAGGAAGAAAGGAGGAACCCUCUGCACACUUUGAUACUGUGCUCGUUUGUUGUGAUGAAGAGGUUAGCAAUAUACAUACCAAGGGAACUUCACUAGAGGGUGUGUUCAGAGCCAUUUUCAAACUUCCAGAGCAUCUUCGAGCAUCAUGUCUUCCUGUAGUACUCACAUAUGUCAAGUGGUUUACAUCGUUCAAUUGGCUGCAUCCUGACACCAAAAUGUACUCUGUUUCUCAUUCCCUCCAAUACUGGGAGCAUGUUCCCCAAGUUAUACCAGUGGAUAACAUCGUGGGGAGCUGCCAUUUGCUUCCAAAAUUUGGCAUGGCUGUCAACAGAGAGUGGAGCUCAGCAACCAUUCUUGAGCAGUGUAAGAGCUUCAGUCUUAACCGUUUUAUCAUGCUUGGAGAGUUUUAUGCCCAAAGUGCCGAGUUGCAUGUAGAAGCAAAACAUCUUCAUUGA
Molecule: messenger RNA, 2232 nt
Organism: Desarmillaria tabescens
Lineage: Eukaryota; Fungi; Basidiomycota; Agaricomycetes; Agaricales; Physalacriaceae
Product: Zn-finger domain-containing protein
Exons: 10
Coding region: 1-2232 (743 amino acids)
Source: RefSeq, a predicted model, not a curated record